Molecule: messenger RNA, 2479 nt
Organism: Syngnathus acus (greater pipefish)
Lineage: Eukaryota; Metazoa; Chordata; Actinopteri; Syngnathiformes; Syngnathidae
Gene: kcng1
Product: potassium voltage-gated channel, subfamily G, member 1
Exons: 3
Coding region: 183-1739 (518 amino acids)
Biological process (GO): regulation of delayed rectifier potassium channel activity; potassium ion transmembrane transport; protein homooligomerization
Cellular component (GO): voltage-gated potassium channel complex; membrane
Molecular function (GO): delayed rectifier potassium channel activity; protein binding
Source: RefSeq, a predicted model, not a curated record
AAAGGGGUUGGCUAGAGAGGACGGGAGCCUGUUGCUUAUCAUCAGCAGCCAAGCUGCUGUUGAACAUCUUUCCUCUUUCACCUCUUCACAUUUUUACCCCGGAAAAGAUCUGCUUGGAAUCAAGAUCACAGCGACUGCAGGGGAAGAAGCGGAGGCUCAGGCAUGCGAGCAGGCCAGUAAACAUGACCCUGCUGACAGGCGACGGCUCCGACUACGACUACAGCGCCUUGAGCUGCGCCUCCGAUACCUCCUUCAACCCUCCACCCUUGCAGGAGCAGGAGGCCCGCAAGGGAGCCUUCUACAAGAGGGCGCAGCCUGCCCCCGAGCUUGCCCCCGGACGAGAACCCGCGUCGCUGUCAAACACCCGCAAAGUCCACGCCAUUAUCAAUGUGGGUGGCAUGCGCUACCAGUUGCCUUGGACCACUCUGGAGGACUUUCCGUUGUCCCGUUUAGGCCAGCUGCACCUGUGCAGCAGCUUCGAUGAGAUCAUGGGUAUUUGCGAUGACUACGACGUCACGCACAACGAGUUCUUCUUUGACCGCAAUCCAUGCGCCUUCCGGACCAUCCUGACCUUCCUGAGGGCGGGCAAGCUUCGCUCGCUCAGGGAGAUGUGUGCCCUAUCCUUCCGGGAGGAGCUGCUGUACUGGGGGGUCCCGGAGGAGAGCCUGGAGUGGUGCUGUCGCCGACGCCUUCUACAACGUCUGGAAGAGUUUGAGGCAAUGGAGCGGGCUGUAGAGGAGGAAGAACUGCUGCAGGAUCUUUCAGAUUCAGACAGCAGGGGGCGUCCUGCAGAGUCCUGCUUGAAUUCCUUCAUGACCAAGUUGAGGGACAUGGUGGAGAGACCUCACUCUGGACUCCCCGGGAAGAUCUUUGCUUGUUUAUCGGUGUUGUUUGUCACCAUCACUGCUGUCAACCUCUCCAUAAGCACCAUGCCUGCCCUGAGGCAGGAGGAGGAAGCGGGCACAUGCUCCCGGAUGUGCUACAACGUCUUUAUUGUGGAGACGGUGUGUGUGGCCUGGUUCUCCCUGGAGUUCUCCCUGCGUUUCAUCCAGGACCGCUCCAAGCUGACCUUCCUGCGACACCCCCUCAACCUCAUUGACGUGUUGGCCAUCUUGCCCUACUACAUUACACUGCUGAUGGACACCACCUCCGAGGGCGAGAGGCGCCCGGGCUCGGGCAGCAGCUACCUGGACAAGGUGGGCCUGGUGCUGCGCGUUCUACGAGCUUUGCGCAUCCUCUAUGUGAUGCGACUGGCUCGCCAUUCGCUGGGUCUGCAGACUCUGGGGCUGACCGCCCGCCGCUGCACACGCGAGUUUGGUCUGCUCCUGCUCUUCCUGUGUGUGGCCAUCGCCCUCUACUCGCCGCUGCUCUACCUGAUUGAGAACGAAAUGGCCGCUACGCAGGAGUUCACCAGCAUCCCCGCCACCUACUGGUGGGCGGUCAUCACCAUGACGACGGUGGGCUACGGUGACAUGGUGCCCCGCAGCAUCCCAGGUCAGGUGGUGGCCCUGAGCAGCAUCCUGAGUGGCAUCCUCCUCAUGGCCUUCCCCGUCACCUCCAUCUUCCACACCUUCUCACGCUCCUACAUGGAGCUCAAGCAGGAGCAGCAGAGGAUCCUGCAGAGGAGGACGCAUUUCAUGCUGCGUGGUCACAUGACCGGUCUGGGGAGCAACCUCUCCCUGGAGAGCGACAUGCUCUUCCCCAUCGGGCCGUCUGACACCCGAGACUUGGAGGACUGACUGAAAGACGAAUGGACAGAAAGGACAAGAGGUCUUCCCAGAGAUGCAGCCCUUCUGUGUAGCAGCAACCUGUGGACAAACACGGAAAGAAGAAAGGAUUGUAAAAAAAAAAGGGUACUUUAUCUUCAAUUAUCGCUUUAAGCAUCGUUAUCAUACAACAUCCAUUAUUUGGAAAAUGUAGGUACGUUUCACCCAUAAGGCUGAGGCCUACUAUCUAUGAGACUGAAUACAGGAGCUGUAUCAAAAAAUGUAGGGUUAAAAAGUCAGCAUUAACUUCGGUAUUUAUUUACUUGAAGUGGAAGUCAAUCCCCAAAUUUUCCUCCACGGUAAUCAGAUUAACAUUGCGUUUGUGGAAUAGGAGUUAAGCAGCAAAAUUCAACGGUUUAUGUUCAUCACGGCUCACCUGUUUUCUCAAGCUGAGCCAUGAGAUCUACCACAACACAUGAUAUUAUGAUGUUUUUGUAUAGGCAUAGCUCUUGAAUUUGAUGCAGGUACAGGUUAACAAUUAGAGCUCACCAUUAUGAAAUAGUAACAAUAGUUCCUCUGCUACCAGAGGGUUUUUAUGCAAAUUUUCACAACUGAUGGGUAUCUUUCAGAUUACUGUUGUUAUCAAUGUUGUACAGCCAAGAUUUGAAUGCCAAACUUCAGAACUGUGUCUUGUGGGUAAACUAUGGAGGUAGAUUGGGGUCAAAAGUUUUGUACUUGCAAAAACAAAACUCGUAUUUGAAAAAAAAAAAAAA